Messenger RNA from Scleropages formosus (Asian bonytongue), 4271 nucleotides. RefSeq names its product ankyrin repeat and BTB (POZ) domain containing 2b (gene abtb2b). Gene Ontology annotation, molecular function: protein heterodimerization activity. The record is from RefSeq and is a predicted model, not a curated record. Bases 389 to 3412 code for a protein of 1007 amino acids. NCBI's taxonomy places the organism in Eukaryota, Metazoa, Chordata, Actinopteri, Osteoglossiformes, Osteoglossidae. The transcript has 18 exons.
GAGUGGUACGAAAAGUACCGUUUCUGUUGCUGCGCAAGCCAGGCACGUACUGUUGGAAUAUUUUUGAACGAGCAACAUGCAGCCUUUUUAUUAACAAAACGUCUUUGACAACAUCCACCGUGUUUUGGUCCCGUCUCAAAACUUUAUUAUCUCAAUGAAGGACGGGCUUCGGGGCGUGGUCUGUUCUACCGUUGCCGGUUUCUGAUUGGCUAGGAAAAUAUUAUUGGUUCCUCAUUGGCGCGCUGCAGGGAGGCUGUGUGGGCGUGGUCUCAGCGUACUACAGCCCGCAGUGAAUGGGCAGCGUCAAUUAGAGCCCCGGAGCGCAGCAGGCAGCGGAGGAGGGGUCGCGGGUCCGAGCGCAGCCGAGGCGAGGUGUGCACGCCCCGCCAUGCAGACCCUGGAGGACCUCACCCUGGACUCCGGCUACGGCGCCGGCGGCUCGUGCGGCUCCCUCAGCCUGUCCUCGUCCAGGUCCGCGUCGCAGGCGGGCGCGUGCGCCGGCGGCGCGCCCCCCCGGCCCGCCUGGUGGUUCCACUCGGGCUCCACGAACAGCCGCGCGGGCAGCUGGGACGCGGUGAACGCGGCGCUGCCCGAGGACCCGGAGGACCUGCUGUCGCGCUGCCCGCGGCUGCCCGAGCUCGAGGACUUCCCGUGGGCGGACGAGGAGGUGGGCGCCGUGCUGCGCCGCGCCGCCGGCGGCCGGGGCGCCUCCUCUUCCUCCUUCUCCGGCGACGCGGUGCGGCGGCUCUCGGUGCUGCUGCGCCGCUUUCUGGUGCGCGCGUCCCGCGAGGCGCAGCGCCUCAGUGUCCUGUACUGCCGCUGCGCGCGCGCCGAGGUGCAGAGCGCCGUGCGCCUCGUGCUCAGCUGGCCGCUCGCCGAGAGCUGCGUGGCCGCCGCCGUCAGGGCGCUUUCGCUGCACAGCAUGAGCGCGGGGAGGCGCGCCGCCGGCGGUACGUCGGCGCGCUGCGGGCUCGUCCUCUCCGCGGGCCGCUUCUUCCGCUGGAUGGUGGACACGCGCGUGUCCGUGCGCGUGCACGAGCACGCGGCCAUCUGCCUGUGCGCGUGCACCGAGGCGCUGACGGAGGAGGUGGGCGCGCGGGCGCUGGCGGCGGCGGCCGAGGGGGGUCCGCCCGGGGGGCACGUGGUGACGGCCGAGGCGCUCGAGAGCGCCGUGAACAACGACUCCGAGCUGUGGGGGGUCCUGCAGCCCUACGAGCACCUGAUCUGCGGGAAGAAUGCGAGCGGGGUGCUGUCGCUGCCCGCCCACUUCAGCCCCUACGCCGAGGGCCAGCGCUCGGGCGCCGAGAGCCGGGAGGAUGCCUACGCCCAGCUGGAGCUGCGCACGCUGGAGCAAUCGCUCCUGGCCACUUGUGUGGGGAGCAUCUCGGAGCUCAGUGACCUGGUGUCGCGAGGCAUGCAUCACAUGCAGCGGCUGAGUGCUGUCCGCCCGGGGUUGAGUCCCUCCCGUCAUCCCCGCCAGCAGCCUGUGUCAUGGGCCCCCGACGCCCUGCACACGCUCUACUACUUCCUGCGCUGCCCACAGAUGGAGUCCAUGGAGAACCCGAACCUGGACCCACCCAGGAUGGCCCUCAGCAAGGAGAGGCCCUUCCUGCUGCUGCCGCCGCUCAUGGAGUGGAUGCGGGUCGCGAUCGUCCACGCGGAGCACCGGCGCAGCCCGCUCGUGGACAGUGAUGAUGUGCGCCAGAGUGCUAGGCUGCUGCUGCCAGGGUUGGAUUGUGAACCCAGACAGCUGAGGCCAGAGUGCUGCUUCAGUUCCUUCCGGCGGCUCGAUGCCAAAGCAGCAGCGGACAAGUUCCAGCUGGACCUGGGCUUCCGCAUGCUCAACUGCGGUCGCACCGACCUCAUCGGUCAGGCCAUCAAGCUGUUGGGUCCUGAUGGUGUCAACAGCAUGGAUGACCAGGGCAUGACCCCACUGAUGUAUGCAUGCUCCUCGGGGGACGAGGCGCUUGUCCAGAUGCUCAUUGAUGCUGGGGCCAACCUGGAUGUGGCUGUUCCCAGCUGCUCCCCAAAACACCCGUCGGUUCACCCAGACUCCCGGCACUGGGCAGCCCUCACAUUUGCCGUGUUGCAUGGACACAUCUCCGUGGUGCAGCUCCUGCUGGAUGCCGGCGCCAGCGUGGAGGGAGCUGCUGUCAGGAACGGACAGGAGAGCUGUGCCGAGACUCCCCUCCAGCUGGCCUCUGCAGCAGGCAACUAUGAGAUGGUGAGCCUGCUGCUGGCGCGGGGGGCUGACCCCCUGCUAAGGGUUCGCGAUGGGGGGGUACUCGCCUCCUCUCUGUAUGAGGAGAUGAACUGCUUCAGCCACGCAGCUGCACAUGGACACAGGAAUGUGCUGAGGAAGCUGCUGACUCAGCCCAGGGAGGUAAAGGAAGAUGUGCUGUCACUGGAGGAGAUCCUGGCGGAAGGAGUUGAGGGUGACUGUGGUGGGCAGGGCGACCCUCCCAGCCCUGAGGGGGGUGUCCCGGGGCUCUGCAAGGCACGCAUGAAGGCACUGCAGGAGGCCAUGUACUACAGUGCAGAGCACGGCUACCUUGAUGUGACCAUGGAGCUGCGGUCCCUCGGUGUACCAUGGACGCUGCACGUGUGGCUGGAGUCUCUCUGCUCCGCCCACCAGCAGGGCAGCGCCACCCUGUCACUGCUGCGUGACUUCAGCUCCAUUCGGGAAGAUGAGUACUGCGAGGAGCUGGUCUCCACUGGUCUGCCGCUGCUCUUCGCCAUCCUCAAGGGCACCAAGAAUGAGGCUAUAACCCAGCAGGUGGCCUCCCUCCUGAGCCGGUGCUACGGGAGCGCACCGCCACCUGCCAUCCCAGAGGGGAAGCCCACUGUCUCGGCACUGCUUGACCGGCACUUCCUGAACAAUAGCGAGAUGUCAGAUGUUACCUUCCUGGUGGAGGGGAGACCCUUCUACGGCCACAGGGUGCUGCUGAUCACAGCAUCUGAACGGUUCAAGGUGUUGCUGGGCUCUUCAGACGCUGCUGAGGGCAUUGAAAUCAGCGAUGUGAAAUACAGCAUUUUUCACAUGAUGAUGUCCUACCUGUACUGUGGAGCUGUGCAGUCCCUGCCCCUCUCUGUGUCUGAGCUGCUUGAGCUGCUUGUAGCAGCCAGUUUGUUCCAGCUGGGGGCGCUACAGCGGCACUGUGAACUCCUGUGCUCGAAGUGCAUCAACCUGGACAACGCUGUCAGCGUUUACCGUACUGCCAAGGCACACGGCGCUGCUGACCUCACCUCAUUCUGCGAAGGCUACUUCCUGCAGCACAUGGCUGGACUUCUGGAGCAGGAGGCUUUCCGCAUGCUGCUCCGCUGGGGUCCGGGCCGGGACUCUCCUCUGGAUGAUAUGGAAGUGGCGCUGGCACGCAGACUGCGUUCGCUCUACGUGACGUCACGCGUCUGAGGGGGUCCAUGGUGGGACGGUGCCCCCUAGUGGCCAGAAAGCACCUGCCAGUGCAGUGACAGUGUACAUAUUUCAUUUUAAGCGCAAUGUCAGGGGGGAUGGUGUUUUCCACUUUAAAAACUAUUUAACACGUUCAGUGUCCAUCUGCAGCCGAGCAACUUAUGCAUGGCACCAUGGUCCAGCGUCUCCAAGCUUCACGCUGCUCCUGACGCAGCAGUGCUGUGUCCAGCUUCAAUAAAGAGGGUGUUGUGUGGGAAAAAAUAGGUGAAAUUUUAACCUUUUCUGUCCCGCACACUAGAUGUGCUCAAUUUAGAAUUUUUCUGAGGCAGGGUUGAUAAAUUUAUAUUAAGGUUAUUACUGCACCUAAAAUGUACAAACUUAGUGUCAGGGGCCUCAGGAACAUCCCUCUUCAGUGUACAGCAAUAGUCUGCCAACAAUUGGCACUCAGCUGCCUUGGUACAGUUUUUCCCUGUCCAAAAUGUCCCGGUGAAAUCUUUUACUGGUACGGAAAGACUACGGGUGACAGAAAUUCUGAAAACAGGCAUUUUUUUUCAUGGGACAAAAAAAGCUGUUCACCAGUGUGAGUCAAGAAAAUAAGAGCAUUAAUUACCUUUUGAAGGAUGCUGCUUCUUUCCAGCUGGCUAGAGGGAUGAUGACAAGGACAGUCCAUUUGGACAGGACAGACACUGCAAGCAGUAAAUUACCUUUUGGAACAGAGUUAAUGUAUCCAAAGAUUAUUAAAAAUAUGGACUUAAUAUCAUCCAGGAUACUCGUGGAGCAGUUGCCUUUCACCUCAAGGAGCUGGGUUCAAAUCCCUCCAACUGCUUAUUCAUUUAGCUGACACUUUUCACAAAAAAUA